Messenger RNA from Phyllostomus discolor (pale spear-nosed bat), 3257 nucleotides. RefSeq names its product acyl-CoA dehydrogenase family member 11 (gene ACAD11). The coding region runs from base 101 to 2446 and encodes 781 amino acids. Gene Ontology annotation, molecular function: oxidoreductase activity, acting on the CH-CH group of donors; flavin adenine dinucleotide binding. NCBI's taxonomy places the organism in Eukaryota, Metazoa, Chordata, Mammalia, Chiroptera, Phyllostomidae. The transcript is spliced from 21 exons. Gene Ontology annotation, cellular component: mitochondrion. The record is from RefSeq and is a predicted model, not a curated record.
GCCUGAGCGCCAGCGGCCUCGCCCCCUGGCCGUCAAGUAGCAGUUCCUCGCGCCGGAAUUAUCUGUGGAUUCAGCGUCUGUGGGUCCUGCCGCAGCAAUCAUGAAGACGAAUCCUUCUGGCGAUUCAGACAUCGCCGAAGUGCUGCCUCAGCAUAAGUUCAACUGCAGGUCCCUGGAGGCCUACCUCAACCAGCACUUGCCCGGCUUUGGGGCAGAGCCUGAGACCAAGCUGACGGUUGCCCAGUACAGGUCAGGACAGUCCAAUCCAACCUUUUAUCUCCAGAAGGGUUUCCAAAAAUAUGUCCUCAGAAAGAAGCCACCUGGUUCACUUCUUCCUAAGGCACAUAAGAUUGAUAGAGAAUGUAAAGUCCAGAAAGCUUUGUUUGCGACUGGAUUCCCUGUUCCCAAGCCUUUGUUGUACUGCAGUGAUACUUCUGUCAUUGGAACAGAAUUUUAUGUGAUGGAACAUGUGCAGGGUCGAAUUUUUCGUGAUUUCACAAUUCCUGGAGUUAGCCCAGCAGAACGCUCAGCCUUAUACGUGGCCAUGAUAGAAACCUUGGCUCGCUUACAUUCUUUGAACAUACACUCACUGCAGCUGGGAGGAUACGGAGUCGGUGCUGGGUACUGCAAAAGGCAGGUAUCAACCUGGACAAAGCAAUAUGAAGCUGCAGCUCACCAGGACAUCCCUGCCAUGAGCCAGCUCUCUGACUGGCUCAUGCAAAACUUGCCAGAAAAUGACAAUGAAGAAAAUUUGAUUCAUGGAGAUUUCAGACUGGAUAACAUAGUUUUCCACCCUAAAGAGUCUCGAGUUAUAGCUGUACUGGAUUGGGAGCUUUCAACCAUUGGUCAUCCUUUGUCAGACUUAGCUCAUGUCUUCCUGUUCUACUUUUGGCCAAGGACAGUUCUAAUGACAAAUCACAGUUCUUAUUUUCAAGAAAUUAUAGGAAUACCAUCAAUGGAAGAACUAAUUUCAACAUAUUGCCGCUGCAGGGAAAUUACUUGUACUCUUCCUAACUGGAAUUUCUUUCUUGCCCUUUUAUACUUUAAAAUGGCUGGAAUAUCACAGGGAAUAUAUAGUAGAUACCUUCUGGGGAAUAAUGCAUCUGAGGAUAGCUUCCGGUUUGCCAGUUUUGUGCAGCCUCUGGCAGAAACCGGAUUGCAGCUGUCCAAAAGAUCUUUCAGAACUACACUGCCACAGAAGGAGAAUACCCCAAAGUUGUUUGUACAGACUCGGAGAGGCCAGGAACUUCUUACUAGGGUGAGGCAUUUCAUGAAGCAGCACAUCUUUCCAGCUGAAAAGGAGGUAAUUGAAUUCUAUGUUCAAAAUGAAAAUUCAGUAGACAAGUGGAAAAAACCUUCAGUAAUUGAUAAACUCAAGGAAAUGGCCAAAGCAGAAGGUCUCUGGAAUUUGUUUUUGCCUGCUGUGAGCGGUCUCAGCCAGGUGGACUAUGCCUUGAUUGCUGAAGAAACUGGAAAAUGCUUCUUUGCUCCAGCUGUCUUUAACUGCCAAGCACCAGACACAGGGAACAUGGAGUUACUCCACCUAUAUGGAAGUGAAAAGCAGAAGCAGCAGUGGCUUGAGCCUCUUCUUCAAGGGAGCAUUGCCUCCUGCUUCUGUAUGACAGAGCCCGAUGUAGCAUCCAGUGAUGCCACAAAUAUUGAAUGUAGCAUCCAACAAGAUGGAGAUAGCUAUGUAGUUAAUGGCAAGAAAUGGUGGAGCAGUGGAGCUGGGAAUCCAAAGUGCAAAAUUGCGAUCGUUUUGGGAAGAACUAAGAAUACCUCAGCAGCCAGACACAAACAGCACAGCAUGAUUCUCGUCCCUCUCAGCACGCCUGGGGUAGAAGUCAGAAGGCCUCUGUCAGUUUUUGGCUACAUGGAUUAUUUUCAUGGAGGGCAUUUUGAGAUCCAUUUUAACCAAGUGCGAGUGCCUGCCACCAAUUUAAUACUAGGUGAGGGAAGGGGAUUCGAAAUCGCCCAGGGCCGCCUUGGCCCCGGCAGGAUCCAUCACUGCAUGAGAACAGUGGGUCUGGCGGAGCGCGCUUUGCAGAUCAUGUGUGAGCGGGCAGCACAGAGGGUGGCUUUUCGGAAGAAACUGCAUUCCCACGAGGUUGUGGCUCACGGGAUUGCUGAAAGCCGCAUUGCCAUUGAAGAGAUCCGCCUGUUGACCCUGAAAGCUGCCCACAGCAUUGACACCCUGGGCAGCGCUGGCGCCAGGAAGGAGAUUGCAAUGAUUAAAGUGGCCGCCCCUCGGGCCAUCUGCAAAAUUGUUGACCGGGCCAUCCAAGUGUGUGGAGGUGCAGGUGUUUCCCAGGACUACCCUCUGGCUAACAUGUAUGCCGUAACGCGCACUCUGCGUUUAGCAGAUGGACCCGACGAAGUCCACCUCUCAGCCAUCGCCAAACUGGAGCUGGAGGACCAGGCCAGAGGCCCGAGGGCCAGGAUGUGAGGCCGGGCUGCAGCACUGGGCUCUCACACAGCAGUUUGAGCACAGGGUUAAUCACUCGCUUUGGGGGAAGAUUUGAACAUCUGUUUGAUCAGUGGGUUUUAAUUAAGUUACAUAAGAAAUUCUAUAGCUGUGGUCAUUCGCUCUAAUACCUAAGUGCUUAGCAUUUAGUUUUUAAACACUCAAUUAGUAAAGAGAUAAUGAAGCAAAUUGGAGAGCUAAAGCAUACAAAGCUUUUACUUUUUGAAUGUCAUGAAUUGUUCCUUAAACAUUAAAGGAAUAUUUAACCAUUACUUUGUAAAAACUAGAGCGGAUCUCCGUAACACUCGCUUGGGGGCUGGUUUAGCACUUUGCAGUGAUGCUCGCGUCGGAGGAAGAGGCAUGACUGAUGGGUCGUUUUACAACUCAUGCCCUUAGAAGCGUCUUCAUGACUCAGCCGGAAGCAUUUACACAUGAACUCUGAAUGCGGUUUAAAGUUCACUAGAAAAUGUGGCAUAUUAUGAGAGAGCGUAUUUGAGAAGAAUUUAAUUCCUUAGAAUAUGUUGAUGAGGGAGUGGACAAUGUAAGCGACAAGGAAGUUCUUUAACUUUGAGAUGACACACGGUCCGCCCCAGUGCUGUCCCCCAGUGACCCCGCUGUGUGGAGAGCGGACACCGGCCAGCCACCUGUGACUCUUGGGCUCUGGGCUGGCUAGUGCAGCUGAGGAAGUGAGGGUCUUAUUUUUUAAAAAAUGUUGAUUUAAAUUGAUUCUCAGCUCAGUUACUGGAAAGUUUUUAAGUAUGCUUGGAAUAACUUGGGUAUGUGAAUUGGCUUU